GGUGUUGAUCCUGAAUACGUCCACUACUAUGAUAUGGCUACGGGUAGCCUUGACAUUCGUCCUAUUGGAAAAGUGUACGGCGUACCGAAUGUCUACCAGGAUGAGAAAUUAGCGGACCUCGAGCGUCAUGCGGCCUCCAUUAUCAUGGACUUGCAUGACGCGCUUCCUAAGGGUACUUUCACUCUGAAGCGGAGGUCGCUAGAGCUCCUGAGGAAGUUCCUGUUUAUCAUGCAUUAUCGCAAUGUAUCAUAUUCUGGCACUUACUUUCAAGCGGAUCACCCAGAGAACGCAGGAGGCCGUCAGUGGAUCGAAUCCUUCAUGAAGGCGAAGGGUAUUCAUUCUUCUGUCGGGAUUUGGCUACACUUCCUCAAAUACUACCUGGAUUCAUCUCAUUCAGACAUCAUGCGAGAUGCUGCAAAACUGGUAGAGAGGUACGGUGAAGAAGGUCUUCAAUACAUGAUAACUGAAUCGCAUAUCCCACCUGAUCUCGAACACUUUCCGGCUUACACUUACCACACUCACGCGAACAACUACUUCUUCAGUAUCUGGGAAGCCGCAGAAGGAGAAGAAUUCAUCCUAACACAAAACGGAUUUGGCUUGUGGGAAGGCUUGGCAGAUGGCCAACCCGACUUGCACCGCAUAUUCAUAGUUAGCCCUCGCAUUGCCUCUCAGAUGAAAGCAUACAUAAAGCAUGUUUCGCUUGCGAGCUCCUUGCUCAACGUGAAUCCAGCACCACCAACUCCAAUUUACGCCAGUGGAAGACAUGGUCCACACAUCGAGCACGUAAAUUUCCAAUCCGCGACGUCACUUGCACGUUACAGAUCCUCCCAGACAGGGGCUAACGAUAGUUUUUUGUUCAAGAUCACAAAACUAUCGCGACGCCAGACAUUGGAGCUCAAUUCCGUUCUAUUAGUCAACGUGAAGGAAACGGGCUCUUUGACCUUCCUGUCAAGGGGAAGUAUGUUCCGCACCGCGCGUGCGUUCCGGAGUUCACCAGCCAACUUUCCUGCGAGCGAGCUGCUCGUUCCGCUCAUUGCGCAAUUGACGGAUACCAUGGAGACAGAGAUGUUGCCUCCAUCUCUCAUGUAUUUUGCUAUCUAUUGCAUCUUCAUCGCCUUAUUGGUGUAUCUUGUAUAUCUUGGUAUUGUGAAGUCGGUGUCACUAGUCAUGUAACGCCUUAUGUAAAGUGUUUGAUAAUCGAUAACAACGCCACAUGCGUUCAGCGCUCAACGCUCA
Suillus fuscotomentosus is the source of this 1236-nucleotide messenger RNA. RefSeq lists its product as uncharacterized. The coding region runs from base 34 to 1173 and encodes 379 amino acids. The transcript is spliced from 3 exons. The record is from RefSeq and is a predicted model, not a curated record. NCBI's taxonomy places the organism in Eukaryota, Fungi, Basidiomycota, Agaricomycetes, Boletales, Suillaceae.